This is a messenger RNA of Gracilinanus agilis (Agile Gracile Mouse Opossum), 1432 nucleotides long. It is a transcript of the gene CPLX2, whose product is annotated as complexin 2. NCBI's taxonomy places the organism in Eukaryota, Metazoa, Chordata, Mammalia, Didelphimorphia, Didelphidae. The transcript has 2 exons. The record is from RefSeq and is a predicted model, not a curated record. Gene Ontology annotation, biological process: regulation of neurotransmitter secretion; neurotransmitter transport; synaptic vesicle exocytosis. Gene Ontology annotation, molecular function: syntaxin binding. Bases 614 to 1051 code for a protein of 145 amino acids. Gene Ontology annotation, cellular component: terminal bouton; SNARE complex.
UUACAAACUCUAAGAUGACAGUGUAACUCUCUUCCAAAUUUCUAUCAUUCCUCAUUGCUGAUCAGAUUUUUUUUUCUAUACUGGCUAGCUGUUCUUCUCCUUAUUUCCUCUACCUUCUGAGUCUACUAUGAUAUCCUCUAAGUGGCUGGGCAGUCUAUAAUACAUGAUCACAAGGAUAUCACUUCUGUUUUUCUCUCAUUUAAUCCUCAAACUCCAACAGCCAGAUCCCUUCAAAUUCAAGAAUCUUCUUCAUAUCUUUUCUAACACAUGCAGUAUACUUUCCCUCCCCUUUUAUUACAUCUGUCUUACUAAAUAUCUCUCUGUUUCACCCCACCAUCCCUUUUUCCAUCUGUCCUUCCAUUUGUCUUCUGCCUUUUCUUCUAUCUCUCAUUGGACCUCUUCCUCUCUCCUGACCUUCCCUUUUUAAUCCUUCCAGUCCUCCAUUACUUCCUCUAUCCAUCCUUCCCAUUAGCCACUUUUCCAUACCUUCCUUCGUGCUUUCUUUUAGUCUUUUUUUUAACUUCUUCACUGCAUUCUUCCUUCCAUCGAUUUGCCCGUUUAUCUCUUAAUCCAUCUGUCAUAUCUCAGUUCUUUCUUCCCUUUUCCCUUCCCCAUGUUCAUUCCUGGCCCUCCCUUCCCUCAGAUUGAUUCAUAUCUUCCCUCCUAUUGCUUCACAGGGGCCACCAAAGACAUGGGGAAAAUGUUGGGGGGUGAGGAGGAAAAGGACCCUGAUGCCCAGAAGAAAGAAGAGGAGAGGCAGGAAGCCCUACGACAGCAGGAAGAAGAACGCAAAGCCAAGCACGCUCGCAUGGAGGCAGAACGGGAAAAGGUUCGGCAGCAGAUUCGAGACAAGUAUGGCCUGAAGAAGAAGGAGGAGAAGGAGGCUGAAGAGAAAGCCGCCCUGGAGCAGCCAUGUGAGGGCAGCCUGACCCGCCCUAAAAAAGCCAUUCCAGCUGGUUGUGGGGAUGAGGAAGAGGAGGAGGAAGAGAGCAUCCUUGACACCGUUCUCAAGUACCUACCUGGACCUCUCCAGGACAUGUUCAAGAAGUAACCCUGGCCUCAACUCCACCCCAUUCUCAACAAUCCCACUUUUAUUUUUUUAUUUAUUUUUUUCCACUUUCCAUUCAGUAUGAAUUUUAAAGGGCAAACCUCAUUUGACCUCAUUCCCCCCCCCUCCACCCCUCACAUGGACUGUAAGAUCCAAGCCCCUCAUUUUUGGCUGGAAACUCCCAGGAUUCCUUCCCUGUUCAGUGCUGUCCCCUUCCCCCACACUACCCUGGGCCUCUUGAAGAGCCCUAAGGAAAGAAGGCUGCUGGCCAGGGCUGGGGGCCAGAAAUUAGGACCAAACAAUUGAUGACCUCAGGAGAGGCCAGGGAUGUGCUGAAGUGGGAGGAAAGGCCUGACCACUGAGUCCCACACGCACACACUCUUC